AUGGAUCGCAAGAUUCUCUGUGUUGCAGAGAAGCCGGCAAUUGCACGCGCCGUAGCUACUCACCUCUCAGGUGGUUCUUUCCAAGUUCACGCGAUCAAUGGCAAUCGAUAUGUGAAGAACUUUGAGUUCAAUUUCAACUUUGGAGGCGCCUGGGGAAACUGCUCUGUGACCAUGACCAGUGUGCUUGGUCAUCUCACAGGACUAGAUUUCGAACAGCAGUACAAGGGCUGGAUGUCAUGUCCUCCUGGGGCUCUCUUUGAGGCUCCAGUGGUAGAAUUUGUUGAUAAGGAGAAACAAGGUAUCGCAGAUAAUAUUCGCAACCAGGCAAGAUACAGCAAAGCCCUGUUUAUCUGGACCGAUUGCGAUCGAGAAGGCGAACAUAUUGGCUCUGAAGUCCGGCGCCAGGCAGUCAAUGGAAACUCUCGAAUUGAGGUCAAAAGAGCCAAGUUCAGCAACACAGAAAGAGCACAUGUUCUACGUGCCGCUAGAGAACCAGUUGAACUUGACAAUUUCCAAGCAAAUGCUGUGGCUGCUAGAAUUGAGCUUGAUCUUCGGAUUGGCGCCGCUUUUACUCGCCUGCAGACCCUUCAACUCCAAAAUACAGUGGAAAAUCUGAAAGACAAGAUAAUCAGUUACGGUUCAUGCCAGUUUCCUACACUAGGGUUUGUGGUCGAUCGAUACCUGAGGGUCAAAAACUUUAAGCCUGAAACGUUCUGGGGCAUCAAAGUCAUACAUACGCGCGAAAGAAAGAAGGUCAACUUUCUUUGGAAGCGCGUUCAUCUCUUUGAUCGCGCGGUUGUGACGAUGAUGAUGGAACGAUGUUUAACUGCAAAGAAGGCGAAGGUCAUAAACGUUACCCAGAAGCCCAGGAGUAAAUGGCGACCUCUGCCCUUGACAACUGUCGAUCUUCAAAUGAUGGGAAGUCGAUUUCUCCGUAUCGAUUCUCAAACCAUCAUGAAGGUGGCCGAGGCGCUUUACACCAAAGGAUACAUCAGCUAUCCUAGAACAGAGACUGAUCAGUUCGAUAAGGGAAUUGACCUAAAGAAAUUGGUUGAAAAGCAGUUUCCAGAUGAAUCAUGGGGCCAAUACUCCCGAGAACUCAUUGAUGGAAAAUUCAGAACUCCACGGUCUGGUCGUAACAACGAUCAGGCACAUCCACCGAUCCAUCCAGUCUGCUGGGUGAAUCAAACCCAGCUAAAUGGCAACGAGAAGAGAGUGUAUGAAUUUGUAGUUCGUCGAUUCCUCGCCUGCUGCUCCGAGGACGCGAAAGGCGAGGGCAGCGACAUCGAAAUCCAAUAUGGAGAAGAAUUAUUCCAUGCCAGCGGACUCAUUGUCCUGGAAAAGAACUAUCUAGAUGUCUACGUCUACGAAAAAUGGGAAAGCAGCCAACAACUACCAAAAUUCGAGAGGGGAGAAGUUUUUGAACCUACCGAAGCCAACAUAUUUGAGGGCAAAACCUCGGCACCGAGCUACCUGACUGAACCGGAACUCAUCGGUCUUAUGGACGCCAACGGCAUCGGCACCGACGCGACAAUGGCAGAACAUAUUGCAAAAGUCAAAGAGCGUGAAUACGUUAUGACGCACAAGCGCGGUACAGGCCGAACUUCGGUUGAAGAGCUCAUCCCAACCAGGUUGGGUGUUGCGCUUGUCGAGGGGUACGACAAUGUUGUUGCAGGUCUACCAAAUAGUAUCUCGCUGAGCAAGCCGUUUCUUCGAAAGGAAAUGGAAUUGCGGAUGCUUGAGAUUUGCGCUGGGAGAAAGACACGGCAGGAGGUUGUUCAGCAGAGUCUGGACUUGUACCGAGAGGUCUUCAUUCAUACUCAAAGGCAGAUUGUGAAACUAAAAGAUGCAUGCCGAAAAUAUAUCAUUUGA
This is a messenger RNA of Penicillium taxi, 1872 nucleotides long. Its product is annotated as DNA topoisomerase 3. The record is from RefSeq and is a predicted model, not a curated record. Gene Ontology annotation, molecular function: DNA binding; DNA topoisomerase type I (single strand cut, ATP-independent) activity. The coding region runs from base 1 to 1872 and encodes 623 amino acids. The transcript has 6 exons. Lineage: Eukaryota; Fungi; Ascomycota; Eurotiomycetes; Eurotiales; Aspergillaceae. Gene Ontology annotation, cellular component: nucleus. Gene Ontology annotation, biological process: DNA topological change.